This is a messenger RNA of Dichomitus squalens LYAD-421 SS1, 1197 nucleotides long. RefSeq names its product FMN-linked oxidoreductase. The record is from RefSeq and is a predicted model, not a curated record. Gene Ontology annotation, molecular function: tRNA dihydrouridine synthase activity; flavin adenine dinucleotide binding. The transcript has 5 exons. Lineage: Eukaryota; Fungi; Basidiomycota; Agaricomycetes; Polyporales; Polyporaceae. Gene Ontology annotation, biological process: tRNA processing. Bases 1 to 1059 code for a protein of 352 amino acids.
AUGGUCAAUCAGAGUGAUCUGCCUUUCCGGAUACUAGUUCGCCAAUACGAUGCCUCACUCGUCUACACACAGAUGCUCCUUCCGGAGCGUCUUCUCAACGAUACAGAAUACCUUGAGUUUCACAGGAGAGGCCUUCACGAUACACCUGACGCGCCUGUGGUUGUCCAGCUCUGUGGAAACGAUCCAGAAGUUGUCGUACGUGCUGCACGAACCGUGGUCGACAAGGCCGAUGCCAUAGACCUAAAUCUUGGAUGUCCACAGGACGCUGCACGUGAGGGUCACUAUGGGGGAUACCUCCUUGAGAAGAAGGACUGGCCGCUUGUUGAAAGCAUAGUGUCCGCUCUGUCCCACUCCCUCCCCGUCCCCGUGUCGACCAAGAUCCGGCUCUGCCAGAAUACCGCCCUCACCUCUGACCUCGGUGUGCGGCUCGAAGCUGCACGCUCGUCCUGGAUCACUCUGCACGCUCGCCACGUCUCCGCGCGCCGGCGACGUCAGGGAGCAGCGGACCUCGAGCAGGUGCGCGUACUGAAAGAGACGGUGGGCGUACCGGUGGUGAGCAAUGGGAACGUCAGGACGUGGGAGGAUGUGCAGGCGAAUAGGAAGAUGACGGGCGCGGACGGGGUUAUGGUUGGGGAGACGCUUUUGGCCAACCCAUGCCUUUUUGCGAACGUCACGCCGGACCCUGUGAAGAUCUCGCUCGAGUACCUCGAGGUUUGUCGAGAACACCCCGGCACGGCGACUAUGCAGACCAUCCAGACGCAUGUCAGGCAUUUCGUAGAUUAUCAUUGCAGCCGAAGAUCGUGGUUCAACAAGUUCCGCGCUGCUCUCGGGCGCUGCGACACGAUCGACGCGAUCGAAAAGCUGUUGCGCGUGAAAGUGCAGCGGUGGCGCGGGCUUCCGCCACUAUCGGACGGAGACAUCGAUGACCUGGAAGAAGGGACGACUGACGAGGAUGGCGGAGGGCCGGAGGCGAGGGAUGUCAUCGCACGUUAUGGAGAGAAUGCAGCCAGUAGCGGGGAAGUCGACGAAGCCCUCGCUGGGUUGAGCAUACUGUCGUGACGAGGACGGCAGCAAACGCGGAGAGGUGGGGGCCGCACGUCUUGUCCCGCGGCGCCUGUGCGGCUGACAGGGAGGCGAAGGGUGCAUUGGCUAGUCUAGGUCUUCAGCCGGCGGCGUCAACGGGUCGUCGACAAAGGC